AUGAAAAUAGAAGCGAUGGGAUAUCGAAUUGCUGCAACUCAUCACAGCAAUUUUCAUAAUGCAUGGAAGCUUAUAUCUCAUGUUCCUAACAAGGUUCAAAAUAUAUACACAGCUCAUGCACAUUACAUUACCAGGCCCAAUAACCAUAUCAGCGAUCAUGUACCAGAACUAAUCCGAUUUCCAAUGUACAAAACACGAAGGCUUCACAAUGGAUGUGAAGAAAGUGUAAGCCAGCCUGCUUGA
Clunio marinus is the source of this 243-nucleotide messenger RNA. The record is from the annotation of a GenBank genome assembly. Lineage: Eukaryota; Metazoa; Arthropoda; Insecta; Diptera; Chironomidae.